Messenger RNA from Ostrinia nubilalis (European corn borer), 1244 nucleotides. Its product is annotated as renal glandular kallikrein-like. The transcript has a single exon. Bases 408 to 1214 code for a protein of 268 amino acids. The record is from RefSeq and is a predicted model, not a curated record. Lineage: Eukaryota; Metazoa; Arthropoda; Insecta; Lepidoptera; Crambidae. Gene Ontology annotation, molecular function: serine-type endopeptidase activity. Gene Ontology annotation, biological process: proteolysis.
AUUUUUGCUUUGUUGUUAUAAGCUACUAAUAUAAUAUGUACUAUCUACUUAACUGUUCAAUGACGCUUUUAUGGCAGAUUAGGUCUGCCUUUCACGGAAGACCGCUUUGCAAAGCGGGCCUAAACAAUACGAUCGGAGAUAUCGCAACUUAGCGAUUUGUUGUCGUUGAAGUUUUUUUACGCAGGUGUUUCCCCACACGCACUUCAGCUAGGCACAGUCAUAAACCUACUUUAUUUUAUUUUGUGUAAUAAAAGUAAAAAUUGGAAACACCGACGUAAUUUUUUCGCAGUGUUUUAUUAUUUUGCUCAAGCUGAUUGAUAAAAAAUACUACUUUUAUCGCUAAAACAUUUAUUAAAACAGAAAAUACUGUAGUCUUUUAUAUUGAAAAUCAAAUUAAGUGCCUAGGAAUGCAGACGAUAAGUAUCGAUGUUUUGCUUCUGCUCGUGAGCUUCGUCGGUGGACGACACUGGCAGACACCGCGCGUGCGGGACGGGCAAGACGAUGUCCUCAACGAAUUCCCCUACGUGGUCAGUCUACAGUCAGCAUACUUUGGACGCGACGACGAAAACCCGGAACAAUACAUAUCUACGUUGUUGCGAGGAUGCACGGGAACCCUCAUAGGUCCCAACUGGGUCCUCACCGCAGCACACUGCCUUGACCCAUAUCUGUCCUUCGUACGGUUCGGCAACAUGACUAUCCCACCGAGUGCCACGUCUCUAAGGAAAAUCUUGAAGAUGAUAUCCCAUCCAAGUUUCAAGCAAGUUGAGAAUUUUCCAGAUUAUUCCUGUCAAAAUGAUAUUGCUUUGAUAUUGAUCGAGAGUUUGCAUAUGCCGUCGGUGGGGAUAUUAUCGGCAGUGGACUACAAAACGUUGGUUGGUCGCAAAGUGAGAUACGCUGGCUUUGGUGCUACAGUUUCUUCUUCGGAUUAUGAUAAUCGGUUGGAUGAUGAGUUUAGGCCGUUGCAGUUAGGUGAAGGGGUGGUGGUUUCGUGUGGCCACAAUUUGCUGGAGUGGAGGCCAGCUGUGUGCGUGGCGCCCAAAUGUUCGAACGCGCGGCACGACACGAUGCCUGGCGACUCCGGUGGCCCAUUGUUUCACGACGGAAAGAUUGUGGCCGUAGUCAGUGGAGGGGAAAGUGAACCAGAAGGCAUCUAUACUCCGGUCAGCCCUUAUUUAACUUGGAUUAAAUCAGUUAUGACAGAAAAUAGAUCUUAACUCGCUAAAUAAAUCUAAAUUGCAGCUACA